Jaculus jaculus (lesser Egyptian jerboa) is the source of this 2432-nucleotide messenger RNA. RefSeq names its product ST6 N-acetylgalactosaminide alpha-2,6-sialyltransferase 4 (gene St6galnac4). NCBI's taxonomy places the organism in Eukaryota, Metazoa, Chordata, Mammalia, Rodentia, Dipodidae. The record is from RefSeq and is a predicted model, not a curated record. Gene Ontology annotation, molecular function: alpha-N-acetylgalactosaminide alpha-2,6-sialyltransferase activity. The transcript has 6 exons. Gene Ontology annotation, biological process: ganglioside biosynthetic process; oligosaccharide metabolic process. Bases 235 to 1143 code for a protein of 302 amino acids.
CCCGGCAGCGCCGGGUCGCCUUCCAGCCUGCAGAAGCUGCGGUGGCUGUGUCGCCUCCGCCCUGGGGCCCAGGUUCCAGGCCGGCUGGCCCGGCCCGCAGGACAUGGAGCUCCGAGCAGCGGAUCGUGAGCCUCGGGAGCACCCCAGCCUGCCCAUCCGGACACCAGCUCACCACCUCUCUCAUCCCAAUCCCUGGAGACAGCAGCCCCCGGACUGCUGAGGGCCAGCGGCAGCAUGAAGACUCGGGGUCGCAUUCUGUUCAUCAUACUCUGCUCCUUGACGUUCCCUGUCAUCUACAUCCUCCUGUGCUGCUGGACCUGCCUGCCCCUCUGCCUGGCAACCUGCCUGGAUCGCCACCUCCCUGGGGGCUCGAGGCCUACUGUGCCGGGUCCCCUGCCCUUCAGUGGCUACAGCAGCGUGCCAGAUGGGAAGCCACUCGUCCGAGAACCAUGUCACAGCUGUGCGGUGGUAUCCAGUUCUGGCCAGAUGCUGGGCUCUGGCCUGGGCACCCAGAUCGAUGGUGCUGAUUGUGUUCUACGCAUGAACCAGGCACCCACCCUGGGCUUUGAGGCCGAUGUGGGCCAGCGUAGUACCCUGCGUGUGAUCUCUCACACGAGCGUGCCUCUGCUGCUGCGCAACUAUUCUCACUAUUUCCAGCAGGCCCGGGACACGGUCUAUGUGGUGUGGGGCCAGGGCAGGCACAUGGACCGGGUGCUGGGUGGCCGGACCUACCGCACGCUGCUGCAGCUCACCAAAAUGUACCCAGGCCUGCAGAUAUACACCUUCACCGAGCGCAUGAUGGCCCACUGUGACCAGAUCUUCCAGGAUGAGACGGGCAAGAACCGGAGGCAGUCCGGCUCCUUCCUCAGCACUGGCUGGUUCACCAUGAUCCUGGCCCUGGAUCUGUGUGAGGAGAUCGUAGUCUACGGGAUGGUCAGUGACAGCUACUGCAGGGAGAAGAGCCCCCCCUCGGUGCCUUACCACUACUUUGAGAAAGGCCGGCUGGACGAGUGUCAGAUGUACUUGGCACACGAGAGGGCACCUCGGAGUGCCCACCGCUUCAUCACCGAGAAGGCUGUGUUCUCUCGCUGGGCCAAGAAGAGGCCCAUCGUGUUUGCUCACCCAUCCUGGAAGGCCGAGUAGUCCCUGGUCCCCGGCGGCCAUCUGCCUCUACCAGGCCCACGGCCCCUCCCAGGCCACCGCACUCCAUCAAGAACAUUUAAUUUGUGACUUUUGCCUCCUGCCACCUGCCUAGUGGACUUGGGGAUGCCUUUUGUUUCCACUCUGGAGACACUUGGGAAAAUUCUGGACCUCAUGACUUGAAGAGGAGUCGAGGGGUACUACUAUUUCAACCCCUGCUCCCUGAAGAAUCCAUGUCUUCAUUUCGGGGUUUUCAUCCACCACCGGGACUCUCAAGUGGCCUUUGCCCUGGGGCCAAUGGUCCCCACUCACCAGCAUUAUGACCUUGUGCCAGUUCUGAUAUUCCCUCUGCCUACCCCCUGCCGCCCGAGGUGCCACACUCUCAGGCUAGUGGUCCUGGCUGGGGCAACCUGGAGCCUGGGGUUUGUUGGGUGGCAGGGCCUCUGAGCAGUGACUCCCAGGGCCACCUCCGGAGUGUACGGGUAAACGUGUUCUCUGGACACUGUCUACUGUGGUCAUGGGUGUGAGGUGGAGGUCAAGCCUCCUGUCCCUGCCGCAGGCCCAUGAACCUGCUCAUUUCAGGGCAGUCCCUCCCCAGGCCCACAGGUGCCUGUGUUUCCACACUGUGUCUGGCCCACAGCCUCCCCAUCCUCACCAGGCUUCUUGGGCACCUCCCCUGCGAAGUCAGCAGGAGCUGAGCCAAGGCCUUGGGUUUGGGGUAAGGAAGGAAAUUCCACCCAUGUUGCUUUCCUCAGGGUAAGAAGGAAAUUCCACCUCAUGUUGCUUUUCUGGCCCACGGGUCAGAUUCCGAUGUCUUCACCAGUCCCUUUGCCUUUUAAUUCUGGGUUGGGUUCCAAAGGCAGCCCCAGGGUGGGUGUUGAGAAGGGGGGUUUCUGGAAGUGAUCCAGUCAGUGUUAGGCUGGUUCAAGCCCAGGCCUGACUCACCUGUGAAGUGUCGCAACAGCUGCUGUCCCGUUGUUGAUGGGGGGUGUGGCCAUCUGGGGAGAGAGGCUUCCUUGCACAGGGACACAGGUGAGGUAGGCUGUGCAUGACCAAGACCAUCUUCCACGGGUGACUAAGCUGGGAUGCUCAUCUCUGCCCUGAAUCCUUCCCCCACCAGGUGACUGAAGGAUGGAGCCCCUGGCUUCUAGCUUUUAGCUCCAGGGUUCAGGGCCCUUCUGAGUGUGGUAACCCAGAACUCUGUGUAGUUUAAUCUCUGAUGUUGCGAACUUGAAUUUUUUGUUGGUUGUUGUUCAAACUUGAAGUUUUUCAUGAUGUUUGGUUUUCAAUAA